Messenger RNA from Perca fluviatilis (European perch), 1318 nucleotides. It is a transcript of the gene tmem54a, whose product is annotated as transmembrane protein 54a. The record is from RefSeq and is a predicted model, not a curated record. The transcript has 6 exons. Bases 161 to 892 code for a protein of 243 amino acids. Lineage: Eukaryota; Metazoa; Chordata; Actinopteri; Perciformes; Percidae.
AGGUAGGCGGAAGAUGAAGCCAGUUUGUCCGCAGGUGAGCGGCGGUAGAGGAACCCAGACAAGACAACGACCCACCAAAAGUGGAGUGUCAAAACAAAAAAACAGCAGAAUGACUUUAACACAACUUGUACACUAAUAUGAUCUAGGGGGACAUACCACCAUGGUAAAUUCAGGAAUAUGCUGUGCCAGCCUUAAGGACAACCAUGCCCUGAUGAAGAUGGGGCUGGGGCUGGUGCUGGUGGGCCAUGUCAACUUUCUUCUCGGAGCACUGGUGCACGGCGCUGUGCUCAGGCAAGUCAGCGUGCACUCUCAGGCCCGGAACAUGGUGUACGCCAUCUCUAAUAUCAUUGCUAUUGUGGCAGGCUUGGUGGGAAUUAUUAGUGGAAUAACUGCCAUUGUCCUGUCCAAAAACAAGAGAAACAGGAUCCUGCAGUGGGUCUUGUUGGUCAUCAGCUUCCUGGCAGGUCUCUUGGCGCUUGCCUCCACCACGGGCUUGUCAGUUUCUAUGGUGAAUGCCAUUAUUAACAAUGGACAGGGCCUGCUAACACACUGUUUGAAUUCUGAUCUUAAUGUCAGCUCUUUCAGCAUCACAUACGAAUGCCCCUUUGACCCCACCCGCAUCUAUGGGACCAUGUUCAUUCUGUGGGUGCCGCUCAUCGUAAUGUCCGUGGUGGAAACGGUGUUCUCUUUCCGCUGCUUUGCUGUCUGUACUUCAUUCCUCUACCUCUGUCCGUGCAGGAGGAGGCCGACCCAGACCAGGAGGGUGCGUAUCCAGAGACCUGAUGAAACUCCAUCAUUGCCUCCAGCACGAGAUCCAGAGUGUGACGCUGAGCCCGUAGAACAGGAUGAACUGCUGGGUGACACUGCGGUGGAGCAGAGUGCCUGGCUCUGACCCAGCUAAACCUAACGAGAUAGGUUGCAAACUGCUUGACUGGAUAAAACACGUCAUCUGGAAGUUGUAUUAAGUGUGUCUGUUACAUAUUAAAUAUUUGAAGACGAGUCAGCGAAAGCAAUCUCUCUGAUAAAAUACUGCCAUUAGUUUUAAACAGGUCUUGUUUGUGUGUACUGCGUAUGGUCUUAAAAUACAGAGCAACUGUAUCUUCACAUUAAAAUUAUUUUUUAUGUAGUUUUGUCAAUCAUUUCAUCAAACCAGACGUAGCAAUAUUAUUAACCAUCUUAUUUUGAUAAACUUCACAGAACUACAACUUUUUUGGGGCAUUUUUUUAUUGUUAAAAGUGUGGUCAACGCACACUGGAGGUCUGACAGAUUUAAAUGACACUUUUACUCAUGUUUUCAGAAUACAAAUAUAUACAACAAA